Loxodonta africana (African savanna elephant) is the source of this 1749-nucleotide messenger RNA. RefSeq names its product prostaglandin E synthase 3 (gene PTGES3). The transcript is spliced from 8 exons. Gene Ontology annotation, cellular component: nucleus; cytosol. The record is from RefSeq and is a predicted model, not a curated record. The coding region runs from base 106 to 588 and encodes 160 amino acids. Gene Ontology annotation, biological process: chaperone-mediated protein complex assembly; prostaglandin biosynthetic process; telomerase holoenzyme complex assembly. Lineage: Eukaryota; Metazoa; Chordata; Mammalia; Proboscidea; Elephantidae. Gene Ontology annotation, molecular function: Hsp90 protein binding; protein-folding chaperone binding; prostaglandin-E synthase activity.
GGCCACGACCGGGGAGAAAAUCCCGGAGUCGCCACCCUAGAGGAGUCAAUUCCCCAGCAGCUGCCGCCAGAGAGGCCCGCCCACCUGUCCCCUGCCCCGUUCACAAUGCAGCCUGCUUCUGCAAAGUGGUACGAUCGAAGGGACUAUGUCUUUAUUGAAUUUUGUGUUGAAGACAGUAGAGAUGUUAAUGUAAAUUUUGAGAAAUCCAAACUUACAUUCAGUUGUCUUGGAGGAAGUGAUAAUUUUAAACAUUUAAAUGAAAUUGACCUUUUUAACUGUAUUGAUCCAAACGAUUCCAAGCAUAAAAGAACGGACAGAUCAAUCUUAUGUUGUUUACGAAAAGGAGAAUCUGGCCAGUCAUGGCCAAGGUUAACAAAAGAAAGAGCAAAGCUUAAUUGGCUUAGUGUGGACUUCAAUAAUUGGAAAGACUGGGAAGAUGAUUCAGAUGAAGACAUGUCUAAUUUUGACCGUUUCUCUGAGAUGAUGAACAACAUGGGUGGUGAUGAGGAUGUAGAUUUACCAGAAGUAGAUGGAGCAGAUGAUGACUCACAAGACAGUGAUGAUGAAAAAAUGCCGGACCUGGAGUAAGGAAUAUUGUCAUCACCGGGAUUUUGAGAAAGAAAAAUAACUUCUCUACAAGAUUUCAUAAUUGGAAGAAUUCCUGAGUUGAUAGCUCUAAAGGCAGAUGCUAUUUGCCUUCUUUAACCCAUUUUUCAACUUGUUUGUUUUUUAAAAGGCUUCACUAAGGGUUGAUAAUGUACCAUUGUAUGGGGGCAAUUUUAAGUCAGCUAAGGCAAUAACCUUAUGCAUGAACAUUUCCCAGACUUCAUGAAACUGUUGAGGUCUUAGGCAAUUGAUAAAGCAGUUGUAAUAAAUAAAACAUUUCACCUAAGUCUCCUUUACUUCGUAACAUAGAUACUGACUUGAUAGGAAGCUCUCAGCUUAAGGAAAGAUAACCAAAUUUUAGAUUUUAGAACUUGGGCUCAAAGUGGCUGAAACAAACUGGCAGACACCUUAAACUGGUAACCUGCUCUUCCUCUGGUGUAUCUUCAGAUUUGUUCCACUAAAGUUUUAUUUUUCAAGAAAUUUACUUCACAUUAUUGUACGUUAAGUGAUCACUCAUCAGUGUUCCAAAUGUAUCUUAGCUAAAACUAGUGAAUGCCCUAAUUUAGAUGGUUUUUGAAGCCUGUACAUUUGGUAUUGUUUGACCCUUAAGCUUUUACAUCUCUUAGCAUGGAGGACGAAGAAAGGCUGUACAUUGUUGCUUGAGAGUCUGUACAUUUAGACCAAAUUUGUAUUUUCAUUGUCAGUAUGGCAAAUGAGUGAAAAAAUGUUAAUACACUAUUGGAUUUUUUUAUUAUUAUUAUUAUUUCUUUUUUUUUUUUUUUUUUAUUCAGCUUAUACCAGAGCUGAAAACCUCAAUUUGUGUUCAUGACAGUGGGGAUUUUUUUUAAUAUCUACAUUCUUUCUAAUAAACUGUUGGAAGACUUCUUGGUUGUCCUUUUAAGUGUCUGGUUUACUGUAAUUUCAUGUAUUAUUGCCAUUUGCUGGGAUGGAGUUUAUAUUUUUGAGGAAGAAUUUGUCAGUAUUCCUCUGUUUGGAAAAAAAAAAAGGCUUUGCUGUAAUAUUCACAGGAAACCUUUUUAAAGUGGAUCUGUAAUGGGAAAUUGUAGAUGCACUUUGCAGGUGUUGGAAAGAAAGUGUUGUGAUUUGAUUGAAAUAAAAUUAAAUGUUUUGUCCUCCUCUAAA